Zingiber officinale is the source of this 1824-nucleotide messenger RNA. RefSeq names its product putative disease resistance protein At3g14460. The transcript has a single exon. NCBI's taxonomy places the organism in Eukaryota, Viridiplantae, Streptophyta, Magnoliopsida, Zingiberales, Zingiberaceae. Gene Ontology annotation, molecular function: protein binding. The record is from RefSeq and is a predicted model, not a curated record. Bases 1 to 1824 code for a protein of 607 amino acids.
AUGCAUGGACUUUUAAGGUCCUUAGCAGUUUACUUGGUAGAGGAGGAAAGUGUUUCUAUUAGCAACGGGGAAAGACUAGAACGACCAAAUUCUUUGACAAAAAUUCGUCACCUGUCAGUAUCAGACAUGGGUGAGGAGGUUGCAGUUCCUGAAGAGGUAGUCACUCAGAAUUGUUUGCGCACUUUACUUGUCUGGAACAGUUUGAAGACGAAGAGGAUUCGGGCUGACCUAUUUGAAAAGCUGGGCCAACUAAGGGUUCUAUGUUUUUCUAACACUGAGAUUGAUAGAAUUCCAGAUUCCUUGGGAAAUCUGAUACAGUUGAGGUACUUGGAUCUGGAUCGGACAAAUGUUCUGUCAUUGCCAGAGUCAAUUGGAUGCCUCAGAAACUUGGAAAUUUUAAAUCUUCAUUGCUGUAGAUUUUUGCUCUACCUUCCUGACGCCAUCACAAAGUUGCAGAAUCUAAGAUGUCUUCGUGUGGGAGGAACUCCUCUAAAUCAUUUACCCAAAGGAAUUGGGAACUUGACAAAAAUCAACCAUCUUAAUGGCUUUCUGAUAGGCCAUGAACGAGAUACACAAGGCCAAGUCGAAGACUGUGCAUUAGAUGAUCUGCAGUCACUUAACGACCUGAGGUUUUUGUAUGUGGCGGCAUUAAAGAGGGCUCGCAGAGGAUCUUUGGCACUUGCUAACAAAACCCUUCUUAAAUAUUUGCAGCUAAGUUGGCUGCCUCCUUGUGUGAAGGCUGAUCUCACACUAUGUGGGAACCAGAUAGCAGAGGAUUUUGCAGAGAGUUUAAGUGAGCUUUUUCCUCCUUCAAGCUUAGAAUGUUUUACAGAGGAAGAGAACCAGAGGAAUGUGAGGCUCUUUAGUGAGCUGUCUCUGCCAUCAAGCCUAGAGGGCCUUUCAAUCUGCCAUUUUCUUGGUCAGGAAUUGCCAAAAUGCAUGGACAGAUGCAUGCCGAUGUCUUUCCCCAAUCUGCAAAUUCUCGGCCUUCAUUGUUUCUUAUUGUGUACACAGCUUCCUGUACUAGGCCAGUUACCCCAGUUGAAGGUUCUUUCCAUAGCAAGAGCUGACGCAAUACUUACCGUUGGACCGGAACUUCUCUACGGUCAAUCACCGUUGACGACACUAGUAGCAUUCCCCAAACUUGAAUAUCUGGAAUUCAUGAUAAUGCCCAACUGGGAACAAUGGUCGUUCGGUGAGACUGAGACUGCAAAAGCACAAGAGCUGCAACUAUUGCCUUCUCUGAAACGACUGUGUGUCGUAGACUGCCCAAAGCUGAAAGCUCUUCCUGACGGUCUGCAUCACGCAACCAACCUAGAAGAAUUGAGGAUCUAUGGUGCACACGAGCUAGGGGAAGUGAAGAACCUCCCAUCCUUAACGACUGAGCUUUUCCUCAGGGACAACAAGAAACUAGAAAAAGUGUCCAACCUUCCCAUGUUGAAAUCACUGAUCGUUGGAUCUUGCCCGCUGCUGAAACAAGUGGAUAGUUUGAGUGCAUUAGAAAAGCUUGAGCUACAACAAAAUUCUUCCCGGAGACUACCGGAAAGCCUUGGUACGCAAGAAGAUCCCCUCCCAGUUUGGCUACCCGAACUGCUUGAGCAGCACAUGAAGGGUUAUGCUGCAUCAGGAGUGUUGCUUGUCUACUGCAGCUUUUCGCUGCUUUGUAGCUGCUGCAAGGACGGCCCAUACUGGCAUACCAUUCAACAGUCGCCCGGAGUGACGAUGAAAUCUCUUGAAGGGCGUGCAUACAUGACGUAUACUAAAAAUCCAUUCAAGUACGAGAGCAAUGCAUCAUUCCAUUGUUAUCAUUUUUCUUCUUUCUGA